Peronospora farinosa is the source of this 1668-nucleotide messenger RNA. Lineage: Eukaryota; Oomycota; Peronosporomycetes; Peronosporales; Peronosporaceae. The record is from the annotation of a GenBank genome assembly.
AUGUCAGACGCCUUCUCGUGCCGUGUAACGCGUGAUUUGGGCCUCUUUGACUUCUUUCGCAGCCGUACCUUGUCUCUGAGUCGUCGCGAGUCUUGCAGCACAUCUCAUCCGUCUUCUAGAACGAUUGGUAGCCAGCCUAAGCCCACGGGUCGCUUGUUCGAGUCGUCCGCUUCAAUGCCGCCUUUACCAGCCUCUGGACCAUCAGAAGCUUCGAACGCGGCCCCAUCAUCCUCUUCUACCGUUUCAAUGCCUCCUCUUGAGUCUCUGAACUUUGUAGACACGACAAUAUCAGUGGAAUCGUGCAGUAAUGACCAUUUAAGUGACGACGACAGUGACAGCAGCUCAGAUGACGGUAUUGGCUCGACUACCGACAGUAAUCGCAAAAGCGUAGAAAGUGCAAUCACUAAAUACGAAGUGGUUCGUGAGCUUGGACGUGGUGCUACGGCCGUCGUCCAGCUGGGUCGACUCCGUGGUGGAGAUGAUUUGGUGGCUUUAAAGGUUUUUAAGACGUCAUUACUCAAGAAAAUGCGAGAUGUAAAGCGUGUUGGUCGACGCAUGGUAGUGUCUACUGCACUGGAUAAGGUACAAGUGGAGAUUGCUAUUAUGAAGAAGCUACAUCACCCAAAUUUGUUGAAUCUAUUGGAAGUAUUCGAUGACGACUCGGAAAUGCUAGUACUUAUGCUGGAGUAUGCACCAUCGGGGCAAGUGAUGCAGUGGUAUCCUGAAGAGAGGCUGUAUAAGAAGACUGAUGCAAACAAGAAGGAUAUUAGCUCUUUUUGCUUUGGUCAAGAAGAGCUACGUGUUUGUGUGCGACAGCUACUUUUGGGACUCGAGUACCUUCAUGAGAACAACAUUUGCCACCGUGAUUUGAAACCCGAGAACAUUUUAAUCGGUCAGGAUGGUACAUACAAGAUUGCCGACUUUGGUGUUGCACAUUUUUUCGAAGAGGACGACAAGGAUUCUAAGGCUAAGGUUACAUGUGGGGCAGCUCCUUCUUCUAUAGUGACGCCGCAGAGAAAGGGAUAUGUCUCGACAACAGCUGGUACGUAUGCAUUCAUGGGCCCAGAGACACUCAAAGGUGGCGAAUACAGUGCAUAUGCGGCUGACAUUUGGGCGCUGGGCAUUACAAUCUACGCUUUGGCCUAUGGCAGGAUUCCGUUCUAUGACCCCGAUGUAAUGUCACUGUUUGAAAUGAUUGAGAAGAACCCGAUCGAGUUUGACAACGGGGCAGAGGAAAAUAGUAACGACGAAGGUUUGGUUGAGCUGCUUCACGGCUUACUGGAGAAGGACCCUGCAAAGCGCUGGUCGCUGCAAAAGUGCAAGGAGCAUUGGUGGGUCCUGGACGGUUUGUCCGAUGAGGAGAAGAAGCAGUAUGUGGAGACAAGCUACGAGGCCGUGACGGUUGGACCGGAGGAUUUGGCGUGCGCCGUGACGCGCGUGACAUCUUUAAAUAUCAUUUUGCGAGUAAAGCUUGGCGCCAGUAAGUGGAAGCGCAAAGCGAUGCGAUCACUAGAGGAGCGACGGCGAUCUCUGAAUGAUGGUGGCAGCAACUUUGGUGAGUCUAUAUCUUCACGUUUUUCUGGUGUGAGUAUGUUUGAGUCAAUGGAUUCAGAGACGAAGCAUUCGAUAGUCUCUACAGAGCUUGCAAGCAACCAGCUCGAGAUAUAA